This is a messenger RNA of Plasmodium malariae, 651 nucleotides long. RefSeq names its product 25 kDa ookinete surface antigen precursor, putative (gene P25). NCBI's taxonomy places the organism in Eukaryota, Apicomplexa, Aconoidasida, Haemosporida, Plasmodiidae. The transcript has a single exon. Gene Ontology annotation, cellular component: cell surface; membrane. Gene Ontology annotation, molecular function: calcium ion binding. Bases 1 to 651 code for a protein of 216 amino acids. The record is from RefSeq and is a predicted model, not a curated record.
AUGAAUACCUAUUACAGUGCGAUUCUUUUCUUUUUAAUGCAACUUGCAAUAAAACAUAAUAAAGCAAAGGUCACCAUAGACACGGUAUGUAAAAAUGGGUAUCUGAUUCAAAUGAGCAAUCAUUUUGAGUGUGUAUGUGAUGAUGGACAUGUACAUGUAAAGGACGAUGUGUGUGAACAGAAACAAGAAUGCAAAGAAGGAACUAAAUCUAAACCUUGUGCUGAUUUUUCUACAUGUGUUUUGGCUAACACGCCAAAUAAAUAUACUUGUAUGUGUGAUGUAGGAUAUACUAAUGUAAAAGAUGUUUGUGUUCCGUCUGUAUGUAAAAAUGUAUCUUGUGAUAAAGGAAAAUGUAUUUUAGACCCAAAUAAUGAAGAUGUUAAAACUGCCAUAUGUUCUUGUGAUAUAGGCAAAGUUCCAGAUCCAAAUAACAAAAACAUGUGUACAAAAGAUGGGGAAACUAAAUGUACAUUAAAAUGCUUAAAGAGCAACGAAACUUGCAAAGUUGUAGAAGGACGUUAUAAAUGUGACUGUGAAGAUGGUUUUUCUUUUGAUAAAGAAGAAGGUAUAUGUACUGCCUAUUCAGUAUUUAACAUUGUAAAUUUAAGUAUCAUUUUCAUUAUAGCUUUAACCUAUUUAUAUAUUAUUUGA